AUGAUGGUUUUUAUUUCUUUCAGAUGUCUCUACGAAAUACAUACUUGAUGUUUCCAUGAAGGUUCGAAAUGGCAUCCUGGGUCCGAUGUCUCCAGAUCUCGACAUCAUUCGCCUCUUGUAUAACAAAAUGGAUGAAAUGUUGCCUGAUGAUGCACACCUGCACUGUGAUGGCACACUUUAUGUGUCUGUGACUCAGUUUGACAACGGCAAGAACGUUCUUCUCAACAAUUUCAAAUCUAAACCGGAACUACUGCAGGCCUUGAUGUGCAGUUGCUUUAUUCCUGUGUACUGUGGAUACGAACUUCCUCUUUACCGUGGUGUGGCUUAUGUGGAUGCAGCAUUAAGCAACAACUCUCCAAGGCUGGAUAAACACACUGUCACGGUGGCUCCCUUUGUUGGAAAUUCUAGUAUUUGCCCAGAAAAUGAUGGAGUUGUUCCAAAGUCAUUUACUCUCAGUAAUACAAGCAUUGGUCUUACAACCCAAAACAUGUACAGUCUGUUUCGAGUUCUUUUCCCUGGGUCUCCAGAUAUCCAGAAAGAAUUUUGUCAGAAAGGUUAUAAUGAUGCUUUACGGUUCCUUCGUGACAAUGCCUUGAUUCCAUGUCCUGAUUGCUUAUCAUGUGAUGAAAAUUUAAGCCAUGCAAAGUGCAAGUCUCCUGAAGUUCCUUUGCCAUUAGAAAUGGCAAAUGAAAUUGAUGAAGUUUUUGAAAAAUUUAAACAAAACUUAGGUUACAAGCUCUUUCAGUAUCGCUCCAUGAAGGUGCUAUAUUAUAUGAAUAUGCCCAGUAUCAUAACUGCCAAAGUAGCUUAUGCUAUAAUUUCAACCAUUUUACAAAAAGUGCAGAGUAAAGCUGGUUCUUGUGUAGAUGAUAUCUGGAGUCGCUUUUUGCAGAAACUGAAGGAGGGUCUUUAUCGACAAAAUGAUAUAAAUUUGCCAUCUGAAAUUCAAGAGCCAGAAAAGCAAAAAUCUUUGAGCUGUAUCAUGGAAAACAUGCAUGAAAAUCUGCCUUCCGGUGAUUGUCAAUGUACAACUGAUUUGAGAGAUGAUAAAACUUCUGAUAGAUCAGAUUCAUCCAAAGAGGAUUUAACUGUGGAAGUUCAGAUUCAGGUUCCUCAAAAUGUCAAAAAUGGUUACCCACAUAAAGCAUACCCAGUUCAGUCUCUUAACAAUAUAUGCCAACUUGAUUAUCCUCUCUGUGAGAGUAAGAAAGACAUUCAGAUGCCUGAAAUGAUAAACACUCGUGUUUGUUGAACUGCCAAAUAACAAUUUAUGUCUCGUUGCAUAUCAGUGCAUUUGGAUUUUGCACCAUGUAUGUGACUAACUAUAAUAUAGUGUGUACAAAGUUAUUAUAUGAAAACCAUUUUUGAUAGGUUUAUAUCUUUUUUAAAAAUGCCAUUAGUAUUUCUUAAAUAUGUUAAAAAAUGUUCAGAUUCUUUACCAGUUACCCGUGUGGAUAAUAUAAGUAACACAUUUUGUUCUUACAUGUGUGUGUGUGUAAAUAAUAAUUUAUCUUGACUUAUCUAUGUUGUUAUAAAUUAUUAAUCAUAACUUAAAUAAUUUUUGAUUUAUUUAAAAUAUUUGCUUACUAAAGAUAUUGUGUUGAAAUGAUUUUACAAUACAAAUCUUUAUAAAAUGUAAUUUAAUAAUUUAUAUAAUUUCAUACUUAUUUAAAAUAUUUCAUUGUUAGUUUUUUGCUUAAAAUUGUAAUUUAUAUUUAUUUAGAUUGCUUAAUUACAUUUUUAUUAGUAGUUUUAAAGUAAAUUUAAUAUUUCAAAAUAGCUUAAUAACUAUAUAUUUAUUAUAAUAUGUCCGCCUCUGAAUCUUUUGUCUUCAUAGAAGAAUUGGAAAAAUGUUGUGCCAUUAAUUAUAUAACUGUCAUAAUCUGGUAUAAACUACUAUAAUUUUGAAAUAAUUAUUCCUGUUUAUGCUGCUGUAGUUAAUGUAAUUUACUUUUAUUUGUGCUGGUAAAGGGUUGGAGCAUUUUACUUAAGUGUUUGUGAGAAUCUAUAGUAACUAAGUGAUGAUUUUUUGUUUUUUAAAUCUCUAGUCCAUAAUGACAGGACAUCUUUUCCAUCUAUUGAAUCAUUUUUAUGAGCAGCAAUAUGUAUAUGUAUGUUUUAUUUUAUACUAAUGUAUGUCCUAUAAGUUGCCAGUGAAGAAUAUUAAUUGUUUUGUAAUGUGUUAAUUGUUUUGUAAAGUUGUGGACUGGAAUAUAAAUGUAUUACUGUCAUUAAUUUUAGUACUAAAGUUGAGUAGAAUUACAGUUCUAAAAAGGAACAAGUAGCAAGGAUAUAUAUUUGGAGGGGGGGGAAAGGAAAUCUUAAUUUUUAUUGACUUUUUCCCUCCUAAAAGGAUUAAAAUUAAGAUUUCUAUGACUAUGAAAUAGUAUUGUUUAAAAAAUGUUGAAAAACUUUAUUGGACAAACAUCAUUUUACAUUUAUUGUGGACUAUUUAUCAAUGGGACAAAUUUGUAUUACUUUUAUUACAAAGAACAUUGUUAUUAUUUGCAAAUAUUAUGUGCAAAUUUAACGAAACAUAAAAAUUUAACUGAAGCUACAAAAAUAUAUUUAGACAAGAUUUUUAUCAUUUUAGUUUUGUAAAGAUGCAUUUGUUAUGCGUAGCAAAUACAAAUAUGCAAAGUAAAAGUACAUUCACUAUUAAAAUUUUAUAUAAUAUGCCAUAAAAUUUUGCUGUAGUUAAUUAAUGUAUGCAAAACAUGUUAAGGCAGAAUUUUGAUGCUAUUGUUAAAUGGAGGAUAAUCAGUUGAAAUUAAUGACAGAAUUUGAGACAGAAAGUUUAGUAUGCUUUUUAGUUUUCUAUUUUUGUACUGCAUUUUUGCUGCAUGUGUUGAAUUUUAUUUUUGUAAUGGCAUCUCAUAUUUUCAGAAUGAUAUGCAUUUUAUGUAAGUGUAUGUAUGUAACUAAAUGUUUGAUUUUAAUUUCAAACUUCUAGUUAUUAAAAAUUGCAUGAUUGUUCGAAAUAUUGAACUGUUCUCUUUCUGUUGUUACAUACUCGUUUUACAUUAAGAUGAGUAAGUAUUUUUUAAUAGAAUAAGUAAUAAAUAUUUAUGAACAAA
Stegodyphus dumicola is the source of this 3077-nucleotide messenger RNA. Its product is annotated as patatin-like phospholipase domain-containing protein 4. Gene Ontology annotation, biological process: lipid homeostasis; triglyceride catabolic process. NCBI's taxonomy places the organism in Eukaryota, Metazoa, Arthropoda, Arachnida, Araneae, Eresidae. Gene Ontology annotation, cellular component: lipid droplet; cytoplasm; membrane. Gene Ontology annotation, molecular function: triacylglycerol lipase activity. The record is from RefSeq and is a predicted model, not a curated record.